Dacryopinax primogenitus is the source of this 2496-nucleotide messenger RNA. RefSeq names its product general substrate transporter. The transcript has 8 exons. Gene Ontology annotation, cellular component: membrane. Gene Ontology annotation, molecular function: carbohydrate:proton symporter activity. The record is from RefSeq and is a predicted model, not a curated record. Lineage: Eukaryota; Fungi; Basidiomycota; Dacrymycetes; Dacrymycetales; Dacrymycetaceae. Bases 732 to 2384 code for a protein of 550 amino acids. Gene Ontology annotation, biological process: transmembrane transport; carbohydrate transport.
CUCGACCUCACUCGUUCAAGACGGGUGAUUCUUUAACUUACAACUAAUACUACUGCUUUACUAUACAGUCACUCUUUAGUCUAUCUCCCUCUAGGACUGCUCCGAGCCUCGAUUCGACCCCUCAACCUUCGGAAACAACACUCGUUCCUCUCCUCUCUCCCGUUCGGACUCCCUUCGGAUUGCAGCGACGAGCUUCGGAACACACAUAGUACCCCCCAUAUUGGCAUUCGAGCGGUUCUACCUUAGGAGGCAACAUUCGAUUCGGCCUGGUAUCAUCUAGCUCUGUCUAGUACGAAGUACGGGCUACCACUGUCGACUCCCCCUCCAGCGGACCCUCUCCUGACGCCUCAUUGGGAGGUGUAGAGUACACUAACUCGGAGGAUGUCACAAGGUCUGCCUAUCAGGAACAGCUUGCAUCGGGCCGUGCUACAGACGUUCUCUUGGUGCAUCCAGUCAUGCCUCCGAAGCAGAGUGUUCCGAACGUCCGGUCUCCGUCUAUCCCUGCGUAUGGAGGGGAUGCCCAACAUUGGUCCUGUGCUUCUGUGGGAAGACGAACUAUCGCACUGAGGUGGAGGACGUCUCUCAACAUCAGCCAUCAUGCCUGAAUUGGACGCUGCGCGUGACAGCUUGCAGAAAUCAAGAAUCCGAAGCCUAUAUCCAUCCCAAUCGUACUGCGUUGUAUAAGUUUUCGCUCUUUUCUGUGUUACGUUGGACCAAGGUUGGAUCUGAGUAUGGCACUCUCUCCGACCGAAGUACACGUCGAUUCCAGCAAGCUGGACAACACCAGCGACCUCGCCAAAAUCGACUACAACGGUGCUACAGAUGUAGUCAAGCAGAAGCAGGAAACCCUCCGUGAAGCGUUCGAUGCCGACCCCGGCAUCCCUUUCUUCUCCCCCCGCGCCCUCCAAUUCGCUUACAUCGUCGCUGUCGUACUCUGCUGUUCCGGCGAUGCUGGGUACGACGGCACAGUGAUGAGCGCGAUCAGCUCGAUGGUACAGUACCAGCAGUACUUCAACUUGCAAGCGGCGAGCUCGAAGACGGGGAUCGUCUUUGGCAUCUAUACUAUUGGACAGAUCGCCAGUUUUUUAACGUGUGCGACGUUGCCGGAUUGGUUUGGUAGGCGGUGGGGGAUGUUGUUGGGGAAUUUGUGUCUUGUCACAGGCUCAGUGGUCACAGCUAACGUGAACGCGAUGCCAAUGUUCAUAGCAGGCCGUUUUCUCACUGGUCUAGGAACCUCCACAGCUGGCGUAUCCGCCCGUUCCUACCUCGCUGAGAUCACUUCGCCCGCAACGAGGGGCCGCUAUGUCGGCCUCCUGAAUUCCUUCUUCUAUGUUGGACAAAUCAUCGCUAGCGGUAUCGCGAUCCCCACUGGGAGGUACAGUGAUAACAUGCCAUGGAGGGCGCCGAUUUAUGUUCAGGGACUACCGGCAGUCAUCAACGUUGUCCUAGUCCUCGGACUUCCGGAAUCCCCUCGCUGGCUCUACACCAACGGCAAGACCCAGCAAGCAACGCAAAUCCUCGCAAAGUAUCAUUCAAAGAACAACGACAUCAACUCCCCAAUGAUCCAGCUCCAACUAGCAGAGAUCGAGGAGUCCAUCUCUCCAGAUGGGAGCGACAGGCGGUGGUGGGACUUCCGCCCGCUGUUCAAGACCCGCGCCGAUAGGUAUCGAAUCUGGCUGGUCACGCUAGUUGCGGCUGGCAGUAGCUGGGCUGGCAACGGGCUGCUAACGAACUACCUGACGAUCUUGCUUAACCAGGCGGGGAUCACGGAUCCGGACCGUCAGCGGGUGCUCAACUUCGUCAAUAGCGUUACUUCGUUCAUUGGUGCUCUGCUAGGGACGGCAUCAGUCGACUAUGUCGGGAGACGAACGAUCGUCCUAACCGCCAUCUUCGCCUGUGGCACUGGCAGGCAACGAAAUGCCAGGGUAAUCAUUGCCGGCCUUCUGUCGACCGCAGGGACCAAUGUUGCCCAGGCCAACGCGGGUAUAUCGUUCAUCUUCUUAUUUAUGGUGUUCUUCAGCUAUGGCUGGACGCCGAUGCAGGCUCUCUAUCCUGUGGAGGUAAUGAGCUACGAAGGACGUGCAAAAGGCCUUGCUUGGUAUACGCUUAUCUCACAGGGAACCAACUGUGUGAAUACAUUUGCAAUGCCCGUUGCUUUAGCCAACAUCCAGUGGAAGACAUACAUCAUAUUCGGCGUGUUUGACUUCUGUUUGCUGGGCGUCGUUUGGUACUACUUCGUGGAACCCAAGCAGCUCACACUCGAAGAGAUGGAUCAAGUGUUCGCCUCCGACAACCCGAGGCUGACAUCGCUCGAGUUGCAGAGAGUUGCCAAAGAGAGGAGACGAACGCUGAAGCUGAGGCACAUGGAGAAAGCCGCUGUGUGAACUGCUAGCCAGAUCUCUUUGCCUCGCUUAGUGUAUUGAGUGGUCGGGUCGAUGUGGUUUAACUGGUAUUUUCCGGAAUAUUCAUGUACGGUGUGAGCCGAUGAACAGAAUC